AUGAUGACGUUGUGGAGUGGCACUUGGAAGACGUGUCUCUAUGCUCUACCGACGUACAACUACCAACUUUAUAUUUCAAUAGUGUUGCACCCCAUUAUCUACAAUAACUACAUAUGA
Messenger RNA from Penicillium digitatum Pd1, 117 nucleotides. Lineage: Eukaryota; Fungi; Ascomycota; Eurotiomycetes; Eurotiales; Aspergillaceae. The record is from RefSeq and is a predicted model, not a curated record.